AUUUAGCUUUUAAUUACUCCAUAACAUAAAAGAGAUUUUUUCUCCUGUGUGUAUUUCCUUUUCCUGACGCGCGCGCUCUCCAUCUGCCGCCUCUCUCCCCUCUUUCUUCUCCGGCGAGCUUUGUCGGUUCUCGCCGCCUCCGGCGCGUACCGUGGUGUUUUCCCCUUCCGUCCUUCCUACUUCUUCCCCUAAUUUUAUAUCCUUCACCCUACCUGAACCUCGCCUUCGUCACGCCACUAGUACUCAAAAACCCUUGCACAUCAAUCUGCAGUUUCAUCCGAUUCUCAUUUAGCUCACUCAGGCGACAGAAGCAGCGCUAGUAUUAUAGAUUUAGAAGAUAUAAGAUUGAAUCCUUCAGCUGCAUUAUAUUGGAAGAGCCAAGGAUAGAUUUAACUUGGAAUGGAUGUGAAAGAUGUGCUGGGCAAUAAUGACAUUGAUGAUGUCCGUUGGCUCUGUUCUUUAACCGACUCUGAACUUGAUCUGUUAAUUGGCUUAAAGAAUUUGGUAAAGAUGCGAGCUGAUAAAAUUGGCCAAGAAGCUUUGGCAAGGAAGUUCAACUUGCGUAUGCUGCGGACCUUCAGCUUCAUCUUUAUGGAACAUUUGAAAGGACAGUUAAAAGAUGUACCCCUGGCUUCCGGUAAUUUGUUUAAGCAAAACAUCACUGGUAGUUUCGCGAGAAUGACUGUUGAAGAUUUAUAUCCAUAUAUCUCUUCUUAUCAGAGGAAGAGAAUUAUUGACAGGUCUUUCCCGGAUAUCCCUCCCUCCCAAAAGCAAAAAACUAGUAACUGAAGCUCCAAAGAGACUUGUAUUACAAUUUCCUCACACUCGACCAGCCGUCAGCUUGAGCUCGUUGGUUGCCUGCUUCUUCUCAAUCGUCUUAAAUUUAACUAUAGGCACUAGAGGAGUACAUACACCUCCUUUAUGAAGCUCUAUGUGAUUGAAAAAAUUAAAAGAUCUGCUAUACGUUUUAGUUCCAUUCAUGUACUAUAUUAUUGUGUCGUAUAUUCUUGUAGUAUAUAAACAUUACUUCCCCCGGCUCAAUAAAAGUGGUUUGUAUUUUA
Messenger RNA from Salvia miltiorrhiza (redroot sage), 1061 nucleotides. RefSeq lists its product as uncharacterized. Bases 400 to 789 code for a protein of 129 amino acids. NCBI's taxonomy places the organism in Eukaryota, Viridiplantae, Streptophyta, Magnoliopsida, Lamiales, Lamiaceae. The record is from RefSeq and is a predicted model, not a curated record. The transcript has 6 exons.